AUGUCGGACGACGAGGACAGACCGAUACAACUGUAAGUUCCCCGCUCCUAAUCAGCUCUUCGUGUUGACUCACUCUCACUCGAUGACACCAUCACUUUUAAUCCGCUAGACCGUCCGUCCGUUGAUUGGCAAACGGCACACGGCUGUACUUGCGCUUCACUAUGACUCUUUUAAUAUUAAUAAGAUCAUAUCGUGUCCAUGAUUCCUGAAAUUCCACAUUCCGACUCUGGCAGGCGUCCGACGUACGCGAAGAAGCGGAAAGAGAAGAAGGACGUCGUGUUCUACACCACCUUCGAGGAGGUCCUACAGAAGAUCAACGCGUUCGGACCCUACCAGAUAUUCUGCUUCAUCGUCAUCCUCUACGCUUCUAUCGAAUGGGCCGGCAACUCGACAUUCAUGCACGUGCUCGGAUCGUUCGAGCCCGACUGGAAUUGCACUCUCGCCAACAAUCAUACUGUCAGAAGUGAGUGGUGCUAAGAGUUGUCCAGAAAUGAACAGUUGAAAAGUUGCAGUCAAUGGUCCGACAAACGACACGUCUUGUGAUUACAUCAAGAAGAACUGUGCAACUCUGACGCCUAUUGUAAGUUUCUUGUGAGACUUUCUAAUAUCUGCAAAUGAUCAAAUUUCAGAAGCAAAACCUCGAGUUCUUCUCGCUGGUCGGACAAUUCAAACUGAUCUGCGACGAUAGCAAUAAAGUGGAGUGGAUUGAAGUGAUCAUGGCCGGAUCUUCGGUGAGCUUUAAGUACUUUGUGACAAAGUUUGACAAGCUAUUUUCCAGUUGAUCGGAAGUAUCAUCGGAGGACACAUGGGCGAUCAUUUCGGGCGGCAGACCAUCUUCUUCACCGGCGAACUUUUGAUCAUCAUCACUUCGAUGAUGUGCACGGCGGCUCGCUCGUGGGUCGCGUUCGCCGCCAUUCAGGGCGUCAACUGCUUCAUCUAUGGCGUCAUCGAGACGACCUCGCUGACGAUGAUGAUGGAGUUCACGUCGAACAAGUACCGAGUGAUCAUGGUGAACGCGUUCCAGUGGCCGAUCGCCUACAUGACCAUCGCAUUGAUCGCUUUCCUCACGAAGGGCUGGCAGACGUACUUUGUCUUCCUCAACCUCGUCUCGUCUCCGCUCGCCAUCGGCUUCAUGCUGUUCCUCGAGUCGCCGAGAUGGCUGAUCGCGCGCAACGAGCUCAGUCAGGCUUGCGAUGUGCUCAACGACAUUGCGCAUCAGCGAUGGAACAACACGAAAGCCCGCUUCACAACCAAAGACAUCUCGGCGAUUCACAAGACCGAGAAGCAAGGAUUCUACUGGUUCUACCAUCUGUUCAGCACAAAGCGUCUCGCCAAACAAUCGUGCCUUCAAAUUAUCUCCGUGCUCACCUACGCAAUGGUCUCCAACACGUACCUUUUCACAGUGACUGGGAUUCAUGGUAUGCCAUCGUCAUCGUCAUCCGAAAACAAACUUCCUUUCAGACUCGGCCAUCAUGUUCACUUUCCUCGACGGAGUGUUCCGUCUCUUCGUGCCCAUAAUCAUUGUCAUUUUCGAUUUGAUGGUGCCGAGCUUCGGCCGUAAGAUCCAGUUCCUCGGCUCGCUUGUCAUCGAGGGAAUCCUGUUCGGAGUGAUCAUCGCUCUUGUGGCCACUGGCACUUGCACCUACGACUCGCGCCCAGUCACCAUUCUCGUCAUCGUCACAACGAUGAUCAACGACUGCAUCUUCUGGAUCAACAUUGUGCAGAUCACCACGCAAAGAUACCCGACAGUCAUCCGAUGCAUCGCUUUCGGAUUCUUGCACUCAUUCCGACACAUUGGCGCCAUCAUCGGCUACGUGAUCCUCCGUCCGUUGCUCACCUCGAACUGGCCGACCGGCGCGUUUGUCAUCCCUGAGGUCAUGAUCUGCGUCACCAUCAUCGUCGGCUUCUUCUUCCAGCCGGAGACGAAGGGCAAGGCGCUGAUGGACCAGAUGGUCGAGGCGAACUACGGACGACUGGAGAACGAGUUGCCACGCGCACUCAUCAGGUACCCAAUCCAAUUAUCACAAUCAAACUUCUAUAUGGUGCAUUCAGACUGGCCGCCGGCCACAAAGUCAACCAAAUGGAGAUGCGUGUGCAGCACCGGAAAGAGCUGGAGCUGGCGAAUGCGGCGGAGCUGAAGGGCGAGAAGGUCGAGAGUCCGUGGGUGUUCAAGAAGAAAGAAGACGAAGCAGUCAAGGAGGAAUGA
Caenorhabditis sp. 36 PRJEB53466 is the source of this 2206-nucleotide messenger RNA. The record is from the annotation of a GenBank genome assembly. NCBI's taxonomy places the organism in Eukaryota, Metazoa, Nematoda, Chromadorea, Rhabditida, Rhabditidae.